AUGGCAUCAGCAAACCUACACAGCCCUCUAGCAGAUCUAGGGAUAAUUCCAGAGACGUUGCAAACCGUGAUUCCUGAGAUUCUCAGAGAACUGAAGCACCUAGAUUUAACUGGACAAGUUGCCUUCCACGAGGGCAAGGUGAUUGGAUGUGGUGCAUAUGGAGAUAUCAGUAGUGCUGCAUGCAACCUUGCAAGCCGUGGGACAAUCAAAGUAGCUGUAAAGCGCUUGCGAUUCUACAUGCAGGAGGACGUCAAACUUCUUUUCGAAAAGGAGAUCUACGUAUGGUCAAAAUUAAGCCAUCCCAAUGUUCUGCCACUGCUAGGAUACGCUUUUGAUCAAUUAACCGGAUGUCCAUUACUUGUUUCUGAAUGGAUGCAGAAAGGAUCAGCAUGGACAUGCGUCAAUUCAAAGCCGGAUUGUAAUUUGUUGCAAUUGAUAACUGGUGUUGCCAAGGGCCUUGCUUAUCUGCACGAGAGGGGCGUUGUUCACUCGGAUGUUAAAUCUGACAAUAUUGUUGUGUCAGAGUCCGAAGACGCUCUCAUAUGUGAUUUUGGGUGUUCUCGGAUGAUUGAUGCGAGCCGAAGUCUGGCAAAUUUAAGUACUGGGAUAAAGGGAACAGUCCGAUACACGGCAUAUGAAGUACUUGUACACUCGACCCAAUACAGUAGGGAAUCAGACGUCUGGGCUUUCGGAAUGACAGUAUAUGAACUGUGGGCUCGCAAACGACCUUAUAAUCAGCUCAAAGAAUUACAAGUAAUGCAGGCAAUCAGCCGCCACAAGCUUCCAACUUUCCUUCGAAUGCGGAGACUUUUGACAAUGACGACUUUAAUAGUAUGA
Molecule: messenger RNA, 837 nt
Organism: Fomitiporia mediterranea MF3/22
Lineage: Eukaryota; Fungi; Basidiomycota; Agaricomycetes; Hymenochaetales; Hymenochaetaceae
Product: kinase-like protein
Exons: 5
Coding region: 1-837 (278 amino acids)
Biological process (GO): protein phosphorylation
Molecular function (GO): ATP binding; protein kinase activity
Source: RefSeq, a predicted model, not a curated record